UGGUCUCUUGACAAUGAAUCCCGAUAUCGGGAUAAGAUCCCCAACAGGUUAAGAUUAGGAGUAGUGUUGACAUUGUCGGAAAAGAAAGGUACAGAGAAAGAGAUAAUGGUUGAGUAGCUUGCAGUUGAAAGGUGAAUCAAUAGUCUGAAUGAAAGCAUAUCGAGCUACAAAUAACGUUUUAAAAAUAGCCUUCCUUCCUUAUUUCCUCCCUCCUUUCCUUCCAUCCUUAUUUCCUCCCUCCUUUCCUUCCAUCCUUAUUUCCUCCCUCCCUCCCUUCCUUCCUUCAUAGAUAUACACAAACCGGUACUAUUGACACUGGAAGUUCAAGGGAGGACAGUCAGUGUCAACGUAGUAGAGUCAAUAAAAUAUGGGUCAGAUGUGUCUGUUAAUGUCAUGGAGAUGAAAGAAGAAGAAGAAGAACACGCCUGACAUAAUUACAUAACAGUCUGUGGAGUCUCCUUCAAUCAUGGACCCCUAGGCGGUAAUGCGUUCCAGAUGUGCUUGUGUUACACGUGUACACCAAUUUGAAAUCAACUUCCGCUCUCGGCUCUCACAGCAAUGGCAAUAAGAGCUCAUCCAAAAACUUGCAGAGGGUAAAUAAAAAUAGGCCUGUUCAUUCUCACUGUUUGCUGCAGGUAGACGGUUGUGCCAACAUGGUUGUGCUGAAUCUGUGUCUAUUCUAAUUAACAAAAACUAUUGGGCCCAAUAAAUAGUAAAACAUAUAUUGUCUCUGCUAAAAGUGGAUCUCUGUGUGCUCGCGCGUGUGUGUGCUUGCCUGUGUGCCUGCACAUGGGCAUGUGUGUGUUACUGUCCCUUCCCCAAGGUUUCUGCCACCAAUUUCUCCCCAGCGAUGGUCCUCCCUCCCAAUCUUUUCCUUCCCUCAAGCUAGCCUACCUCUCCCCUCUGCCCCCCUCACCUUCUGUCUCCACCCCAACAAUAACACUACCCCACCCUGUCUGUCCCUGACUCCAUGUGUAAAACCCUGUGCCCCCUUUCUCCUCAGAGUGCUAGCUCCCCUCCAGGGCCUCCACACUCCCACACUAACAUCUGCUUCCUCCUCUCCUUUGUGGCUUGAGCUUUUACAGAUGUGAAGCAGCAGAAAAAAAGAGCAGGGGGAAGGAAUUCACCACAGCAGAAAUACAGGACUGGACUGGAAGGAUGGCAGACAGUACUUGCAAAGGCAAUGGGAUGGCUUCUCUUGAGCCUCCCGCAACUAUUAUGCAGAUGUAGUGUAAUGUAAUGUAGGGUAGCGUGUGUGUGUGUCCACUGUUUGAUUGGUUAUGGGAUAUUACUAAAACGUUCCUAUGUGUGUUCUAAUUCAUUUCUUUAACAGAAUGUAAUAAAUGGGUGUUCAAACAGAACCUCCAGACAUAGCCUAUACAUUCCAUCCGUUCUGUAUUGUCAGAGCCCUUAAGCAUUCCCGUCAUUUUUCAUGAGUUAUCAACUUUGAAAUGGGCUCAAAUUAAGAUCUUUUUACCAGUUUUUUAUUUAGUAUUUCUAGCUAUUCUUAUUGUUAUCGAUGUUGUUUUCAUAGUUUUUAUGUGUAUCACUUUGCUUUGGCGAUAUUGAAUUUGAAUUUUAGAGAGAGAGAGAGAGGCUGACUCAGGAUUCUCCUCCUCCCCUCCCCUCUCUCUCCUCUCUCUCCUCGGCUGAUCGACACGACUUGCAGAGACUUCUACGAGAGGUGCAGCAGCCAUGUUUGACCGCCUCCUCCUCCUGAGCCCCGUUCUCCUUUUCCUCCCCCUGGUCAUCCCUGUCCCACCCCCGGGAAAUGCCUCUCCUGCCCCCUGCCGCCGCUGCUGUGAUGACCUGGAGCCACAGGAGGGCCCCCCUGUGAGUGGCCUGAACCAGAUACCUGAAGUCCGCACCUUCAUCAACAUGACCAUCCUCAAGGGAGACAAGGGAAACCGUGGGGAAAGGGGGACACCUGGGAAGUCUGGUGAGGAAGGCGCUCCUGGAUCCCGAGGGCCAAUGGGCCCCAAAGGAACCAAGGGCCAGGCGGGCCCCUCAGGGGACCCCUUCAAGACCCAGGACGCAGCCUUCUCGGUGGGUCGUCGCAAGUCCCUCCACAGCGUGGACUACUACCAGGCCCUGGUGUUCGACACAGAGUUCGUCAACCUCCACGGCCACUUCGACAUGUUCAAAGGAAAGUUCUACUGCUACGUCCCUGGGAUUUACUUCUUCAACGUCAACAUCCACACCUGGAACUUUAAGGAGACCUACCUGCACAUCAUGAGGAAUGACAAGGAGCAGGCCAUUGUGUACGCCCAACCCAGCGAGAGGUCCAUCAUGCAAAGCCAGAGCCUUAUGUUGCCCCUUGAGCUCAAUGACGAGGUGUGGGUCCGGCUGUACAAGAGGGAGAGGGAGAACGCUGUGUAUAGUGACGAUGUGGAUGUGUACAUCACCUUUAACGGAUACCUCAUCAAGCCCACCCUGGAGUGAGAUGACCUGCUGGGUUAUGUUCAGUAGGCACAAACUGGAAGAAAACACCCUAAACAGAGUCAAAUGGGGAGGUACUAUCUGGACUUGUCCAGGAAGAAACGCUUGUUUUCCUUUUCCGUUGCAAAAUGUUUUAAAUGUUUUGGUACGGUGUGCGCUUAUGAACAUGAUCCCCAACUGACCUGAGGGGAGGGGGCUAGAGGUCAGAGUUCAGGAGGGCACAUCGAGAGGGGGCCUCUUUAUGCAGGGUUUUCAUUGACGCACACACCCACUUUUAAGUGCCUCUAUACGGUGCAAGGGGAUACUGGGGGCUUGUAAGGUAAUGACUCCAAAUACAUAUACUCCUUCUUUUCUUUUUUCUUUUUUUUUUUACAUAGACUCCUUCUCUCCUGUAUUGAAAAAUAAAUAUUAGAUGUACAGUGGGGGGAAAAAAGUAUUUGAUCCCCUGCUGAUUUUGUACGUUUGCCCACUUACAAAGAAAUUAUCAGUCUAUAAUUUUAAUGGUAGGUUUAUUUGAACAUUGAGAGACAGAAUAACAACAAAA
Messenger RNA from Salmo salar (Atlantic salmon), 2983 nucleotides. RefSeq names its product complement C1q tumor necrosis factor-related protein 1. The record is from RefSeq and is a predicted model, not a curated record. Gene Ontology annotation, molecular function: protein binding. NCBI's taxonomy places the organism in Eukaryota, Metazoa, Chordata, Actinopteri, Salmoniformes, Salmonidae.